AUGGCCGAAUCAAUGGAGGAGCAGAGGGAGGUUCUGUAUGGAGUUGAAGGUGUAUUGGAGAAGGGUUUGGCAAGGUGUUUAUGCUGGUUGUUGAAUCCUCUUUCUAUCAAUGCCGCUCCUGAUUCAAUUACUCAACUCAUUGGAAUCAAACCAUAUACUCAUGAUUUGUGCUGCAUUCCAGGACUUGACAACCUAUUUAAUCCCCAAGGACCCAUAUUAGAAGCACAAAAAGAAGCAGCCAAACUGUUUGGAGCAUCGCAUACAUGGUUUCUUGUUGGAGGGACUACUUGUGGUAUCCAGGCUUCCAUAAUGGCAACCUGUUCACCCGGAGAAUAUCUUAUUCUUCCCAGAAACUGUCAUGCAUCAGCUAUAUCUGGCAUGGUUAUAUCUGGCGCAGUGCCAAAGUACAUUAUUCCUGACUAUAAAAAUGAUUGGGAUCUCCCUGGUGGCAUCACUCCAUCACAGGUACUGAAAGCUAUCAAGGAACUAGAACUGGAAGGAAAAAAACUAGGAGCAGUUUUCAUCACUUCACCUACUUAUCAUGGUGUUUGCAGUAACUUGACUGAGAUUUCUGAGAUGUGUCAUUCUCGGAAAAUUCCUUUGAUUGUUGAUGAAGCUCAUGGUGCACAUCUAGGGUUUCAUUCUGAACUGCUUAGGUCAGCCCUCUAG
Vicia villosa (hairy vetch) is the source of this 669-nucleotide messenger RNA. RefSeq lists its product as uncharacterized. The coding region runs from base 1 to 669 and encodes 222 amino acids. Gene Ontology annotation, molecular function: catalytic activity. The record is from RefSeq and is a predicted model, not a curated record. NCBI's taxonomy places the organism in Eukaryota, Viridiplantae, Streptophyta, Magnoliopsida, Fabales, Fabaceae. The transcript has 3 exons.